AUGUAUCGUACAACGCCGAACACUACGGUCCUCAGCUUAACCGAUUCGAGCCCGAUAGACAGAGUUUUGAGAUCUAUUAAGAUUAAAUAUGAAAUAUUAAGCAAUAGACCCGAUCCGAACAAUGUUAACAACAUUAUCCCAGGUGAUAGACCUCUAGAAGAUAAAAUAGGAAAAGGUUUUUCUGAUAAUGCACUACCAUGCUCGCAGAUUAAGGGACAGAAGUACUUUAACGAGCCGUUGGACUUACAGCCAUCAAAUGAGGAAGUUUGGCAAAUUUACACAGAUGGAAGCAAAACGCCUGAUGGGGUGGGCUUUGGUUUCUGUGUAAUUAAUAGUAGAGGUGAAAUACUCAAGAAAGGCAACGGCCCUCUUUUUGGUUACGCCACGAUAUAUCAAGCUGAGUGCUACGCUGUCAAGACGGCCUUGAACUUCUUGGGUAGUAAGCUAGAUAAAGCUCCUAGGGUGAUACACAUACUGACUGACUCGGAAUCAUUAUUUUCAGCACUCCAUACUUACUCAAUGCAACAUGAGCUAAUAGAGGACAUCAGAGUACAAGCCGCAGAAAUCAUGCGACGUGGAUAUAAAAUCAUCUUUAAUUGGGUAAAGGCGCAUGUAGGCAUACGAGGGAACGAGUACGCAGAUGAGCUAGCCAAAAAAGGAGUUAGAUCUAAAAAGAGUAUCGAAUAUGACAAGGUACCACGAAGCUUUGUCAAGAAUCACCUUAAACAUUAUCUCAAGAGUGAAACGAAAUUAGCAUGGAUUCAGAAUAAAUCUAAAUCUUUUUUAGAGGACAUCCACCUUAAUCCAGGGUGGCUUCAAGACACUAGUGAAUCACCAGGGAAGGAACUUCUAUGGUUGAUCAGUGGCCAUGGUCCUUUUCCAAAUUAUCUUUCUAGGAUGCGGAUAAUUAGAAGCUGUGUAUGCUACUGUGGGCACGCUGACCCAGGUGUUGUCCACCUUAUGGAUGACUGUGACGUUCUUGAAAAGACUAGAAGGCACAUCUUGCAGAGAUUCAGCAGCGCAAAUAGACCCAGUUACAAACUGAGCUCAUUGUUCACACUGAACUUUUCAACCAAUAUUAGUGUUUUAAAUGGGAUCGCAAAGAUUUUUGUGAGACAACUUAAACUUCUGAAUAGUGCUCAUUUCAAUGUGUGA
This is a messenger RNA of Tetranychus urticae (two-spotted spider mite), 1155 nucleotides long. NCBI's taxonomy places the organism in Eukaryota, Metazoa, Arthropoda, Arachnida, Trombidiformes, Tetranychidae. The record is from RefSeq and is a predicted model, not a curated record.